Messenger RNA from Grus americana (Whooping crane), 837 nucleotides. RefSeq names its product gametocyte-specific factor 1-like. The record is from RefSeq and is a predicted model, not a curated record. The coding region runs from base 117 to 602 and encodes 161 amino acids. Lineage: Eukaryota; Metazoa; Chordata; Aves; Gruiformes; Gruidae. The transcript has 7 exons.
CGCAAAGGCGCUGAGCAGCACGCAGCCGCUACUGGAGGAGCCGCAGACGUCUCGGCCCCGGCCUGGCCGCUCUCCCGGCCCCGCAGGCCCGGCGCUCCGCGGAGCCCUUCUCUGCCAUGGAGUUAGAGGAUGACUUCGAUGUUUUGGAUCCAGAGAGAUUAAUACAAUGUCCAUAUAAUAAGCACCAUCGAAUCAGAGCCUGUCGGUUUCCCUAUCACCUUGUAAAGUGUAGGAAGAGUUACCCUGAAGUUGCAAAGGAAUUGGCCACGUGCCCCUUCAACGCUCGCCAUCUCGUUCCUCAAGCUGACCUCAGCGAUCACAUAACAAAGUGCAAUGACAAAGGGUUCAUUGAGCAAGAUAUAGUGAAUCAGUCCUCUGGCUUCCAGAGAGAGCAGAUGAAUGCUGUGAGCACAUGGCAGGCACCUCCAUGCGAAGAAGACUGGGAAACAGAGUUGUUGGAGCAGUCAGAUUCUCCUUUUGUUUGGGGCGUGACCAAUUCUGGCAUAAACAGUUCCAGUACCACCUUUGAACAAAAGAAUUGCUUGCCUUCAAGAGUACGUGCCCCUGAGUCCUUCCCAUAUGCCGUCUCAUGGAAAGGCUAAAGCAUCCUGAUCGUGCCUUUGCAGCUUCAAGCUUUAAGCCUUAACUUUGUCACAUGGGUGCGUGGCGCUUCAGGUAAUGGGCAGUCCUCUGUGAAUUCCUUAUGAUGUGCUUAAUGCCAAACAGGUGAAGUUUGAAAAGUACGCUUACAUACUUGUCUAGUUUCCGUUAGGGUUUUGUAGUUUUCUAACACUUAACACAUUUGAGAGCUCCAACGUAACUGUUCUUUGUUGGGGU